Osmerus eperlanus (European smelt) is the source of this 2651-nucleotide messenger RNA. RefSeq names its product ganglioside induced differentiation associated protein 2 (gene gdap2). The transcript is spliced from 14 exons. Bases 224 to 1825 code for a protein of 533 amino acids. The record is from RefSeq and is a predicted model, not a curated record. NCBI's taxonomy places the organism in Eukaryota, Metazoa, Chordata, Actinopteri, Osmeriformes, Osmeridae.
CAGGAAAGAUCGGUUCACGCAGAAUCACGCUCACAAUAAACCUAGUAAAAACAUUUUGCAAUAUUUGUGGAGAUGAGAGGGUCAUGAGGACGCUCGAUAUUCGCCGCUUGGUGUAAACAUUUUUGUCGCAUUCUGUAGACUUUGUUUAAGUGGACUUUCGGUUGACCAGUGGUAAAAAGGGACGCGUGGGCAGUGUGGAGCUGUGAGGUCCAGCCAGGGCAGGAUGGAUCCGCUGGGAGCGCGCUCGCAGUUUGUGGACGUCCAGACGCUGUGUUCCUGGGACCAGCAGCAGGAUCCAGAAGGAGGGGAGGCCCCAGUGGAUCAGUGUGACAGUGUCAUCAGCCAGCAGGCCUUCCCUUCCCCCUUCCCAUUCAGACAGGACAUCAACCGCAAGAUUGUACUCUUCACGGGCAACGUGGCCUUGCUGAACUGCACAGCCAUCGUCAACACCAGCAACGAGACCCUGACAGACAAGAACCCCGUCUCUGACAUCAUCCACCAGCACGCUGGACCUGAGCUUCGGGAGGAGCUACUCAAGCUGAAAGGAUGCCGGACAGGGGAGGCGAAGAUGACUAAAGGUUUCAACCUGGCGGCUCGCUUCAUCAUCCACACGGUGGGCCCCAAGUACAAGGCCAGAUACAGGACAGCCGCGGAGAGCUCUCUCCACAGCUGCUACAGAAACGUCAUGCAGCUGGCCAAAGAGCAGUCCAUGACAUCUGUUGGCUUCUGUGUGGUGACCACUGCCAAGAGAGGUUACCCACUGGAGGACGCAACGCACAUAGCCUUCAGAACAGUGCGUAGGUUCCUGGAGAACCAUGGAGAAUGCAUUGAGACGGUGGUGUUUGCUGUGUCUGACGUGGAGGAGCCUGUGUACAGGAAGCUGUUUCCUCUGUACUUCCCUCGGUCAGAGGAAGAGGAGCGGGCCUGUCUUCCCCUCAUCCCUGCUGAUAUCGGCAACUCUGAAGGGGAGCCUGUGGUCCCAGAGAGACAGAUACGCAUCACAGAGAAGCCAGGCAGUCUGGAAGAUGAGUGUCAGGAAGAGCAAAGCCUGGAUUCAGACCUGGGCCAGGUGGGAACACAUGCCUUUGCCCGCAUGGAGGGAGACGUGGACAAACAGCGCAAACUCAUCCUGCAGGGCCAGCGUUCUGAAGCCACCAUGCAGAAGCAGCACCAGAGGAAUUAUAACCGGUGGUUAUGUCGUGCCAGAGCAGAAGACCUGUCUGACAUAGCAGCACUCAAGGCUUUAUAUCAGACGGGUGUGGACAUGUGUGGCAGGACUGUGAUGGUGCUGGUAGGGAGGAACAUUCCAGUCACCCUCAUAGACAUUGAGAAGGCCUUGCUAUACUUUAUCCACGUCAUGGACAACAUCACAGUGAAGGAGUACGUGAUGGUGUACUUUCACACUCUGACAGGGGAACACAAUCAUCUAGACUCGGACUUCCUCAAGAAGCUAUAUGACAUUGUAGAUGCAAAGUUCAAGAAGAACCUAAAGGCUUUCUACUUUGUGCACCCUACAUUCCGCUCCAAGGUGUCCACCUGGUUCUUCACCACAUUCAGCGUGUCCGGGAUGAAGGAGAAGGUGCAUCACGUAGACACCCUGCAGCAUCUGUUCACCUGCAUCCUGCCCGAGCAGAUCGACAUCCCGCCCUUCGUACUGGAAUACGACUCCAGGAUGCUGCUGACCACAUACCGCGUGUGCCUCCUAUUUAGAUCCAGAGGCCUUCCCAGUCCUCACACUCCUCCACCCUGUAACCACCAACCAUUCAGUGCUCUCGCAAAGGGGAAAGUUCAAGAACUGGCCUGCUGGGUUGGGCCUCGGGCCUGAUGGAGCCAGGGUGUCUGGACACUGACGGACAUGCAGGACACAUGCACCCUGUGACAGUCAAGACUCAUUCAUCUACGAUGUUCUCCUGUAAACCAGCGUGAACAUAGUGAGAUGACAGACGGCUCCUCCUUCAAAUGGCAAACUGUAUUUGUGUGUGUGGCAUGUACAGGUGUAAAUAUUCAGUGUCAGACAACUAAUGUCAUGGUUUUACAUGUUGAAACUUCACUACAACUUCAGUUUUGUUUCAUUGUUUCACAAGCAUUUGCAGUUAUUGUUCAUCUUGGAAACAUUUAAAAUGUGUUGAAGGAUGUCUGAACUUCCUCAUGAUGUGAGUGUUAAACACACUGAAAUAUUAGAAGUGUCACAGUGGUUUGCACUAUUGCAAUGGAGGCAUUUAGUAGAACUACAUUCACAGUUUUAUCUGAAAAGUAUAUAAUAUAUUCUGAAGGUUUUUUUAGUUUUUACCUUUUUGUUUCAACAUACUAAUUACUUUACAUCUGUUUAAUCAUUGUUGACAGUACUUAACAAAGAGUCAGUGUGCAACACCUCACAUUGAAAAGUUAAUUUAUGGUUUACCUGCAUUGUACCCAAUCUCACUUUGCUGAGAUGCUUUUUUCUUUUCUUCAAGUAAGCCAAAUUUCAAUGUUCAGUGUGUAUUUUCUGAUUGACUUCAACUCAAAUUAAAUUUCUGCUUGUCUAAUUAAACUGGGAUGAGAUUAGAGGUAGAGGAAUUGAAGUUGAAUUUAAUGCUGUCAUUUUAAAGUAAUUUUCCUUCCUGUUAGUGUCUUAUGACUGUACCAUUUGAAAUAUAUUUUCUUUGAUUCUU